AUGAGCAGCCAAGGAAGCAAAGUAACAUACACACAGGGCUACUCAGAAGCAGUGCUGAGGUCGCAUGCUUCUCGCACUGCAGAGACGUCGGCUGCGUUCCUGCUGCCCCAACUCAAGCCGGGUGACAAGAUCCUCGAUAUCGGCUGCGGACCGGGCACGAUUACCACGUCGCUGGCAAAGUAUGUCCCUGAAGGCAGCAUCGUGGGGGUAGACUACUCGGGUGAAGUAGUGGCAGAGGCGCAACAGAGACUGACGCAGCUCACGGAAGGAGCCAAAUCAGACGCCGAGCGACAGCUGGCUGAACGGUGCAGCUUCCAAGUAGCAUCGGUAUUCGAGCUGCCGUACGCAGACGACUCGUUCGACGUGGUUCACUGCCACCAAGUGCUCCUGCAUCUCCCGGAACCCGUCAAGGCGCUGCAGGAAAUGCGGCGAGUGUGCAAGCGGGGCGGGCUCGUCGCUGCACGUGAAUCCGACUGCAGCUACACGAUCCUCUACCCAGAGACCGACACGUUCAAGCUUUGGCUCGACACGUCGCUGACCAUCUACCGCUCGAUCGGCGCGGAACCGGAUGCAGGGCGCCGCCUGGUCAGCUGGGCCAUACAGGCAGGCUACCCCGCGGGCGCAGAACACAUCACCUUCUCGUCGAGCAACCAGGCGUACGGCGGACAACCCAACGCGAAAUUCUGGGGCCAGAUGUGGGCCGAACGCAUCACAGGCAAGUCUUGGAAGAAGCAGGCACUGGAGACGGGCAAGGUGACCGAGGAGCAGAUCGAACAGAUGGCACAAGACUACUUGAAGUGGAGCGAGGCCCCGGACGGAGUGUACAUCAUGGUGUGCGGCGAAGUGCUACUGCGCAAGUGA
Messenger RNA from Sporisorium graminicola, 861 nucleotides. RefSeq lists its product as uncharacterized. The coding region runs from base 1 to 861 and encodes 286 amino acids. Gene Ontology annotation, molecular function: methyltransferase activity. The record is from RefSeq and is a predicted model, not a curated record. Lineage: Eukaryota; Fungi; Basidiomycota; Ustilaginomycetes; Ustilaginales; Ustilaginaceae. The transcript has a single exon.